AUGGGACGACCUAAAGAAAACCCAGUUCGGAACUCUUUUACGUACAACGUUGCAACAAAUAAAUCAACGUGUCGUAUUGGUGGUUGUGGGACAACCAUAGCAGGAAAUCAUGCAGCCAACUUGGAGCGGCACAUGCAGCGUCACCAUAAAGAUGAGUACGCUGAACUUCAAGCACAAAAGCCCAACAGCAACAAGCGCGGUGGAAGCGACGUGAAAGGGGCUCCGCCGGCAAAGCGGAUUGAUCACAUGCUGGGAUUGUCUGUCAACGUCCAAAUUCAAGAAAAUGAUGUGAUCCAAGGAUGUGUUGAAAUGGUCACAAAAAAUGGGCGGCCUUUUGCAGCGGUUGAGGACUCUGGUUUCAGAAAAAUUCUGGAUCCAAUUCUGAAAGCAUUUGGUGGAAAACUUAGAAUUAACGCGGAAAUGAUUAAAAACUGUGUCACUCAAGAAGCUAGUGAUGCUAGAAAGGUUCUUGCGCAUAAGCUACAGGAUCGGCUGAUAUCCCUAAAAAUAGACUGCGCAAACCGCCUUGAUCGGGCUGUCUUGGGAGUGAAUGUCCAGUACAUAGAGGACGGAAAAUUGGUGCUCCAGACACUUGCAAUGAGAGAGCUUUUCGAACGCCACACUGGGAAAUACCUGAAGUCGGAGGUCUUGGAUGUGCUGUCCAUGUACGGAGUUCGAGCCGAGCAGGUAUACAGCAUAACGACCGACAAUGGUGCCAACAUGAUCAAGGCUGUCGAGCUCCUGAGAGAGGAGGAGCUUGAAGAGACCGCUCUACUAGCAAAUGAUGACGAGGAAGAAGAUUCUGCACAAACAGGGGAUUACUUAAGCGAGCUUGAGCAAGCUGGGUCUGCGAAUAGCGAUGAGCCACUAGUACAAGGCGUGAGGUGUGCCGCACACACGUUACAGCUGGCUGUUCACGACGCUUUGAAAAAUGAAGAGGCCCAAGAAACAGUUGGAAAGUGCCGCGCGCUAACAAAACUGCUGCGGACGCAGACAAUGAUGUCCUUGAUCCGAAAACUGCAACUGAAGAAGCCGGUCAUUGACACCCCGACCCGAUGGAUGUCAACGUCGCGAAUGAUAAGACGGUUGUUGGAACUAAGGGAAUUCUGCGACGACUUGCUCACUCAGCCCAACUCGUUCACAUCGGAUCACUGGACUAACGCAGAAGGUAUUAUCCAUGCGCUGGCUCCAGCAGAAGAGGCAACCAAGCGUCUACAAAGCGAGCAGCUUGUAAUGGGAGAUUUCCUGGGAGUGUGGCUGAAAUGCCGCAUGGAAUCUGCUAAGAUGGCAACACCGCUGGCUACUGCGCUGGCAUCGUCCAUGGAUAAACGUCAAAAGACCUUGUUGGAAAACGACGUCUUCUGCUCUGCGGUAUUCCUUGAUCCCCGGUACCGAGUCCUGUUAACGGAUAUCGAGAAAGAAAGGGCAAAGCAGCGUCUCUGUAGCGUUUGGAGCACUAUGAAGCGGUUAGUUCAGGAUUCAUCUGGAGCACCAGCGGAAGCUCCUGAUACGCCACAGCCAGGUCCUUCCCAUUCCGACAGCGGCAACGUAGACGAGCUUGAGGUUUUCCUGAACGAGCAGGAACAGUCAGCUGCCGUGGGUUCACGUUCCCUGACAAGUGAGACGGAGAAGCUUAUGCACCUUCUGGAGCUGUUCUCGUGCGAACCGCGCAUCAAAAAGGAGGUAAACAUUCUAGAAUACUGGAAAAGAGAAGAGUUGAAAAAGCCACAACUCUUUCAGUUAGCUCGAGUCGCGCUGGCUGUUCCUGCAACGCAAGUAAGCGUCGAAAGAGCUUUCUCUGGACUGAGAUACAUCCUGUCUCCACAAAGAGGAUCUCUUUCCCCGGACACACUAGAUGAUAUCAUGCUUUUGCGGUCACUGAGAGUGUAA
Molecule: messenger RNA, 1890 nt
Organism: Ornithodoros turicata
Lineage: Eukaryota; Metazoa; Arthropoda; Arachnida; Ixodida; Argasidae
Exons: 1
Coding region: 1-1890 (629 amino acids)
Biological process (GO): regulation of transcription by RNA polymerase II
Cellular component (GO): nucleus
Molecular function (GO): protein dimerization activity
Source: RefSeq, a predicted model, not a curated record